This is a messenger RNA of Gymnodraco acuticeps, 2010 nucleotides long. RefSeq lists its product as uncharacterized. Gene Ontology annotation, molecular function: oxidoreductase activity. The transcript has 11 exons. Bases 240 to 1328 code for a protein of 362 amino acids. Lineage: Eukaryota; Metazoa; Chordata; Actinopteri; Perciformes; Bathydraconidae. The record is from RefSeq and is a predicted model, not a curated record.
CUCCAGAACAAGGCUGCGACUGCGUUGGCGCGCCGAGAAACUCCCCCAGAAAGCCUCUCCUCCAACACGCCCAUAGAGCAAUAAAGGAUACCUGGAGGAUUUGACGUUUCGCUUUUGCUGACACUGCGGGACUUUAAGAGCAAGUUGAGGCUCCUGGACCAGCGACACCAGCAGCUCAGCACCACCAGAGCCAAAAGCAACACACCCUCAACCUGAAGGAGAACCAGCCGGAAGUCAACAUGAGCAAAUGUCUGAUCAGCAAGGUGGAGGUGCAAGGCUUCAUCGAGCGGUGUAUGACAGGUGUGGGCACCAAGCAGCAUCAUGCCCGCAGCCUGGCCGAGGUGCUGGUGGAGGGGGACCACAGGGGCCACUACAGCCACGGACUCAACCGGAUGGACAUGUACGUUAAGGACAUCCAGACCGGAAUCUGUGCCAAGGACGGUGAGCCGGUGGUGGAGAAGGAGAGCGCCGCCACAGCUCUGGUGGAUGGGAAGAACCUGCUGGGUCCUGUGGUGGGAAACUUCUGCAUGAAUCUGGCCAUUAAGAAGGCCAAAGAAGCUGGCAUCGGCUGGGUGGUGGCACACGGUUCCAACCAUUAUGGUAUUGCUGGAUAUUACUCAAUGCAAGCUCUGAAGGAAAACAUGAUUGGCAUGUCCUUCACCAACACGUCUCCACUGGUGGUUCCCACACGUGGUAAAGAUUGCACUUUGGGCACAAACCCCAUCAGCGUGGCCGCUCCGGCUAAAGAUGGAGACAGCUUUGUUCUGGACAUGGCCACAUCAGCAGUAGCUCUUGGAAAGGUGGAGCUCCAUGAGCGGCGGGGGGACACCAUCCCUGAGGGCUGGGGCUGCGACGCCCAGGGGAAACUGACCACCGACCCUAAGAGGGUCCUGAGCGGAGGAGGGCUGGUGCCCGUCGGAGGCAGCGAGGCCACAGGAGGGUACAAAGGCUAUGGACUGGGGAUGAUGGUGGAAGUGUUCUGUGGCAUUUUGGCCGGUGCUCAGUACAGCAAUCAUGUCCGGACGUGGAAAGUAACCGACCGUGUUGCCAACCUGGGUCAGUGUUUCGUUGCAAUCAACCCAGAGAACUUUGCUCCCGGGUUUACCGACAGGAUGUCAGACCUCCUGUCCAUCCAGAGGGGGAUGGAGCCUGCUGACCCGAGCUGUCCAGUUUUGGCUGCUGGAGAUCCAGAGAGGAUGAACAUGAAGAAGUGUGAGGAGAUGGGCGGGAUCCCCUACCACAUCAAUGUCGUCAACUACAUGAACGAAUGUGCCAAGAGAGUUGGUGUCAGCCCGCUGCUGCCAUGUGACAAUCUCAUCUCCAACUAGUGGAUCCAGUCACGAGUCCCAGCGCGGGAAACCUUCAGCUUCUGCUCAACUUAAAGUUCACAUUGAGGUACAUGGGAACAAACCUUUGUACAUGCAAAUUGUUCACGUGUUGACAAUCAUAUCUUAUCCGUAUAACAGCACUUUCCAGGUAUUUUAAUCUCUUCUUUAACAUGUAACACAAAACAUUUCCCAUUUCCAUGACAUUUGUGACAUAAGACCAAAAAUAUCAACGUCUCUUUCUUCUGAAGGAACCUUUUGAAAUCGCUUUACUAUGUUUCUUGUGUCUCAAAAUACUGCAUCUAAAUUCUACAUUUUAGUUUAAGCAUGUUGCCAAGAUUAUGUAUUUUUGGGCAAUUAUUCGUCCAAAGCUGUUGGCUGGAUGUGAACGAGUUAAAGUCGUAGCGGUGCUGUUGAAAGAUGAGCUUGCUGGUUUGUUGUCACAAUAGUUCAGGUCGUUCCCUUUUGGUGAGCUGUUUUACUUUGUUGCAGUUAAAAUGCAGUACACUUUUUUUUUUAAACGAUAUAGUUAUCAAGCUAAACGUUCUUUUUAUACUGAGAAGAAUUUAAAAAUGACCAUGCGAAUGUUUGGCUUCUUUUACAGUUAAAAUUGUUUUACUCCAAUGUCAUAAAACAAAUGCCUUACUUAUGUGCCUUAUUCAAUAAAAGCCAUACAAACCCCAAA